UGCAGCUCCGGUCGUCUGAUUGGGGCCUGGUCGGCGGCAUAGCGCCUGGCUGCCGGCGGCAGGCCAGCGCGGCGAGCGUUGCGGGUACGCACGCAUCCGGUGGCGCAGCUGCACAUCGAUCCCUUUCGUGAGGCCAUUCGAGUUUUAGGCGAGGAUCUUGGCUGGGCAGGCGAGUUGUUUGAUGAAAUGCUCAGGUGAGCCCCCGCACCGCAGAGAGGAGGUCGAUGGCGCCUAGGCGGGUGCUGAGAAGCAUUGAGGUAAUUUCCUUUUCUCGAGGUUUUCGAAUUGCCACUGGCUGGUUGCGUGGAGACCUGUGGCCGAGAUCACUAUAGGCAUAGUGCAUAGGAUCAGCAUAGGACAUGGGGUAUCUAUCUCCAUGCCCUGGAUGGCACGGUGCGACGACCAAGUGACCGGCAUAGCGAUCGAUGCUCCCAUCACUAUUCGCAUAGACAAAUUGGACACGAGCUUCCAUGUAAACCCGAAAAUUGUCACAUCACUGAUUAUGUUAUGCCACACUCGUUUCCCCUUCCCUUCUUGCUACGGUAGAGUUUUCCUUGUAGCACUAAAUAGACAUGUUUGAGCUGAGUCAACUUAGAAAGAUGAAAGGUAUUCUACACAACUUAUAGAGGAGAUCAAUUACUAGUACGAGUAUCACCAUUGCCUAGCUAGUUCCCAAGCCAAGCCAACCUAACAGCAACACCAUGUCUGCUCAUGCAACUUCCGGUAAGCCUGUAUCUCGCAGGCCACAAGCAAAGCUCGUCAUGCCAGCGCUGAUGGCCCUUGAGCUCAUCGUGGCAACAGUCGCCGCUGUCCCACUAGCUUUGCCUGGCUGCCCGGAAGCCUGCGGCAGGGUCACCGUCCCCUACCCUUUCGGCUUCCGGCAAGGCUGCUUCCACGCGGGCUUCAACCUCACCUGCGACCACACACGCCACCCUCCGAAGCUGCUCCUGGGCGAUGGCGUGGAGGUGGACGCCAUCUCCCUGGCGGAUGGCACGGUGCGUGUCCAGAGCAAGACCGUGCGCGCUGCAUGGUCCGACCCUAUCAGAAACGGCACACGGACGCCAUCUCUCGUAAACUCCAAUGGCUCGUGGGUCGGUGGCCUUACGGGUACCAGUGGGCAGCAGCUCGCCGUGUCGUCGGAGCACAACGUAUUCGUGGUCAUCGGAUGCAACUUCAUCGGCUACCUUGUUGCCCCAGACCCUUUUCGCAGCGCUCCGGAGCACAUCAGUGCCUGUGCCGCGCUGUGCGAUAGGUCUCCGGGCACCGAACCUGAGGAGUACACCUCGUGUUCGGGCGUUGGCUGCUGCCGGACGAUGUUCAAGGGUGAUUUGGACAAUACAGAGGCCGUGUACCAGGUGAUGUUCAAGCAUUUGGUGCACGAUACGGAGGUCGUGUACCCAGCAUGGGACACACCGUCGGAGUCGGUGGCCGCGUUCAUAGUCGAUCGCGAGUGGUUCAACGGGAAUGCGGGGAUGAUGCUUAAUAACACCUUCGGUUCUUAUGACCACCAUUGGGGAAGUCUAAGCCCCGUAGCCGUACGCACCGUAUUAAUUUGGUGGCUGGAACAAGACCGAGACCGUGAUAUAGUGUUCUACGAUCCUAAUGUCUCUCACUGGAGAUGCCUAAGUUUGAACAGCGUCGUUACCUACGUUAAUGGAUUUGCAAUAAGGUGCAGUUGCUUGGACGGAUACGAAGGCAAUCCUUACAUGCGUCAGGGAUGCCAAGAUAUCGACGAGUGCCUACAGCCAGGUGUUUAUCCCUGCCAUGGGACCUGCAUCAAUAUGCCAGGGACAUACCGAUGCUCAGCAAAGAAAAGAAUCAUCAACUUACCAGGUCUAAUUACCAUAAUAGCAAUUGCUGCUGGUUUUAGCCUACUGUUUUCAGUCCUAGGUGUUGCCCAAGUCACAAAAAAACUCAAGAAACAAAGAGCCAAGAAGUUCAGACAGAAGUUCUUUAAGAAAAACCAUGGAUUGCUUCUGCAACAGUUAAUCUCUUCGAACAAAGAUAUAGCCGAAAAGAUGAAAAUUUUCAGCUUAGAAGAGCUAGAGCAAGCAACCAACAAGUUUGACCAUAAUCGGAUCCUUGGCGGCGGUGGGCAUGGCACAGUCUAUAAGGGCAUCUUAUCUGAUCAACGUGUUGUGGCCAUCAAGAAGGCCAAAAUUGUAGUUCAAAGGGAAAUCGACCAGUUCAUAAAUGAGGUUGUCAUACUUUCACAGACAAACCAUAGGCAUGUGGUGAAGCUCUUUGGCUGCUGCCUCGAGACAGAAGUUCCUCUACUAGUCUAUGAGUUCAUAUCGAAUGGAACUCUAUCGUAUCAUCUCCAUGGCCAAAGUGAGAACCCUUUGUCAUGGAAAGAUAGAUUGAAAAUUGCAUUGGAAACUGCAAGGGCUAUUGCAUAUCUGCACUCUGCUGCUUCCAUAUCUGUAUACCAUAGGGACAUCAAAUGCGCAAAUAUAUUGCUUACUGAUACUUUAACAGCAAAAGUAUCAGAUUUUGGAGCUUCAAGGUCAAUUGCAAUAGAUGAGACAGGAAUACUUACAGCCGUCCAAGGAACUUAUGGUUACCUUGAUCCUGAAUACUACUAUACCAGUCGACUCACGGAGAAGAGCGAUGUUUACAGCUUUGGUGUUAUCCUAGCAGAGCUACUGACGAGGGUGACACCAGUUUUUUCUUCUAAUUCGUCAGAAAGCACAAGCCUUGCAUCUCAUUUUGUGUCACUUAUAAGGGAUAAUCGAUUCUUAGAUAUUCUAGAUACACAAAUUGUUGAGGAGGGAGGGGCUGAAGAUGCUGAGGUGAUUGCAAGACUCACAGAAGCAUGCUUAAGUUUAAAAGGUGAAGAAAGGCCUACAAUGAGACAAGUGGAGACAACACUUGAAGAUGUGCAGAACUUAAAGGUCAAUCUCAGUUCUCAGAUCACAAGAGUGAACCAGAGUGCUAUAAAUGCUCAGUCAUACAAGGGAAGCAAAGGCAGCGAAGGAACUAGGCUGUACAGCUUGGAAAAAGAGUUCAUCCAUUCAUCUGAAAUUCCAAGAUGAUUUUGCUUACAUGGUGUAGUGUU
Triticum dicoccoides is the source of this 3058-nucleotide messenger RNA. RefSeq names its product wall-associated receptor kinase 4-like. Gene Ontology annotation, molecular function: ATP binding; protein serine/threonine kinase activity; polysaccharide binding. Gene Ontology annotation, cellular component: plasma membrane. Gene Ontology annotation, biological process: protein phosphorylation; cell surface receptor signaling pathway. The record is from RefSeq and is a predicted model, not a curated record. The coding region runs from base 702 to 3035 and encodes 777 amino acids. Lineage: Eukaryota; Viridiplantae; Streptophyta; Magnoliopsida; Poales; Poaceae. The transcript has 3 exons.